Molecule: messenger RNA, 1985 nt
Organism: Nicrophorus vespilloides
Lineage: Eukaryota; Metazoa; Arthropoda; Insecta; Coleoptera; Silphidae
Product: NEDD8 ultimate buster 1-like
Exons: 9
Coding region: 94-1881 (595 amino acids)
Biological process (GO): regulation of ubiquitin-dependent protein catabolic process
Molecular function (GO): protein binding
Source: RefSeq, a predicted model, not a curated record
UAUUUUCCUUGGGUGACAUAUCAAAAUCAAUUGUUUUCGCUCAGCUGUCGGAGCUCAGUGACGGGAUAUUUCUUGUGAUACGAAAAUUUAAAAAUGAUGGGCUCUUUGAAAAUCGAAGAUGUGUUUAUACAAGUUCGUGAUAAAUUGCAACGGGAUGGUAUUAAAUUGUGGUUGUCGCCGUAUUUCAACGAUCCGAUUGGGCCUUCCCAAGAGGAUAUAGAGAGUUUAGCAAAAGAUUACUGCAAGUCUCUGAACAUGGAUUUUGAUGCAUGCCAUGCAGCUAUAUCAGAGUUACAAACCAAUGCCAUCGAGAAGCUGAAGCAGAGGGACAGAUUUAAGGAGAGCGGAGUUGCAACUAUCAAGAUCAAAAUUUUGAACCAGAAUCCGCCCAAGUUAAUCAGCAAGGAGAUAUUGUUGUCGACUGUGGGAAUGAACUUUAAAGUAUUAAUAUCAGAUGAAGUCAACAUCCCCAUUGAUAGACUUAAGCUGAUUGCCAAUGGGAUUGUUAUUAAGGAAACUGAAAUGCUAUCACAGCAGGGUAUAAAGAAUGGUUCCCUGGUCUUGGCUAUUGUCCUGAAGGAAAGUUUAACUGAGAUCCAUGAAAAUGAAGCCAGGGUUAAAGACAUUGAGAAAACCAAAGAAGAUACUUCUUUGUUGGCCUCUGACGUUUCAUACAUGCAGCUUGAAGAUCAGCAUGGUAAUGCCAUCCAAAUUCCGGAUUCAGAGAAAAAGGCUUUGAUGAUUGCUAUGGCGCUUCACGAGAAAGGUCGUAGUGCGCUGAAAAAAGAGGAUUACGCUCGCGCUUUAGUGUUUCUUCUGGACGCUGACAAGGAGUUUAGUCGUUGCAACUCGGCGUUGUUGAAUUCCGUGGACAACUACGCCCUCCUAGACUUGGACAUAGCCUGGUGCUUUCUUUGUCUGCAAAGUUUCGUGCAUUUGCCGGAAGCAUACAGCAGGUUGAAACGAUGCGAGGAUAUGUUUCACAGAAGCUACGGACCUAAUCUGGAGAGAUUAAUAGCUGUGAAAGGAUCAACGGGAAACGAGGCAGCGCUUUUCACGCGUUUGCAUUUACUGCAGGCCAUCGUUUUGUAUCAUCAGAAUGACAGGGAAGCAGCCUUGAAGAUGUUCGAGAAAUGCAGAGAAGAGUUAUCCGAACUCAAAGUGGAUGAAAAUAAAAUGCUAGCUCUAGUGGAAUUAGGAUACACAGUGCCCGAAGCAAGGUUGGGCUUGAGAUCGACACACGGCGAUGUUAAUUUGGCUGCAAAUUAUAUCAAUGACAACAGGAACAAGCGUAUUGACAGUAGGAAGAAAGCUUUGACGGAGAAAUUAUUGAAAAAGGAGAGAAAGCAAUUGGGAAAAUGCGUUGAUGGAAAGCAGUAUGUGAAUCCUUUAUUUGUCCGAAUGCUGAUUAACAUGGGAUACAGCAAGCAAGCGGCGAAGGUGGCUCUUCAGAAAACCAACAACAUCAUUUCGGAUAGUAUACAGUACAUCCAAGAACACCCACAGGCUGGGCCGAGCAACACGAGAAGCGAGGAAUUCUUUUUGUGGCUCGAAGAAUUAGCUCCAGAGCUAACCUCCGCUGGUUUCGAACUGACUAUGGCGAUAAAGGCUCUGCAAAAGCACAACGGUGAUUUGAUAUCGGCCGCUGAGGAGCUGCUAAACAACAACGGAAUUGUCGACGAAACAGAUCUGGAUUUGCCAGAUAUUCCUUCUAGCAUCAAGAAGCCGAGGACCGAAGAUGAAGACGAGCGUCUCAAGAAGGAAGCGGCUUGGAACCGCCUCAGUCAGGACAUAUCUAUGGUCGACGAUGACCAUUUAGAUUUAACGCUAGAGAGGGAAGAGGAUUUCCUCAAUCAGUAUCUAUCUUUAUUGUCCAAGUAAUUUUAUAUAUUAAUAUACAAUUCACAAAGGUAACUCAUCCUAGGUGGAUAUAAACCACUCAUAUAUUUUGUUGAAAGUAAUUUAAAAAAAAUAUAUACGUAUUA